Messenger RNA from Colletotrichum orchidophilum, 4551 nucleotides. RefSeq names its product PH domain-containing protein. The record is from RefSeq and is a predicted model, not a curated record. The coding region runs from base 1 to 4551 and encodes 1516 amino acids. Gene Ontology annotation, molecular function: GTP binding. Lineage: Eukaryota; Fungi; Ascomycota; Sordariomycetes; Glomerellales; Glomerellaceae. The transcript has 5 exons.
AUGGCGUCUUCUGAGGAUCCAGUACAUCCUUUGCGCAUCAGCAAAGGCAGCAGCACUACGGGAUCUCCCCCUCCUACCAAAGCAAACACCGGCAUCCCUCGCCCCCUUUCCGAGCUCUCUCCUUCAGACCACAGACGGAACUCACCGAGCUGGAAGCAGCCUUCCAAGAAAAUGACCCUCAACACCGAUUCCUCUCCAUUCCAGUCAUCCCCGCUAGAGACCACUACGUCCCCUAGACUGUUUUGGCAGAAGCGCAACCUGGACUCCAUCAGCACCGAGAACAGUGGGUUAUACGGCGGCGCACGUCACGGCUCGCCUUCGCCAACCCGACGCACCUCUAUUGAACGUCUCCAGAGAGCCUCGCGCGUCAAGAACAGUAACAUCCUCGCUCUCGAGCAGAAGCAGGAAUACGAUCCCACAAAAGUCCCUCAGAUCGAGCGUCCCCUCGCUAAGCAUUCGGGACCCUCGUAUGACGGAACAACAACCAUUAUCAAUGGCCUCCGAUCCUCUGAUUCACUGAACAGAGGCCUCGGUCACCAACGCAACAACAGCAAGUCGAGUAUCCCCAUCUACAGCCCGGCACCGAGCCCAACAAAGGCUUCCACACCAAUGCAAGCCAACCCGUCCAACCCGCCGCGCAGCCCGGGCAAAGACCAAGGAUCCCCUAUCAAGUCGUCCCUCUCAAGAAGCAACUUCAAGAGCAGCUUUGACCCCGAGACCGGCACUUGGUCGGCAGACAAUUCUUUCGACGAUCGCGAGCUUCCUUCUGGAAAGUCGCUUCAUCGCCACGCCAAGAGCGUCACUUUCGACGCGGCUCCUCCUCAAAUCAACGAGUAUGAGAUGGCCACGCCAGAUAUCUCUUCCAUAGGAUCCAACUCGCGCGAGGGCAGCUUCGAGUCCAUGGAAGACGAGGAUGACGAGGAGGGACACUACCAUUUUGGCGAUCACGAUAUCGAGGGCGAUAGCUUCGAUGCGUCGCUGGAGGACACAGACAAGACUCCUGUCGUCGGCCCUGAUGACUGGAGACAAUCUACCGAGCGCAUGGAAGAUCCGUUCGAUGGCAGCCCUAUGCCAGAUGCACCUCCUCCUCGUCUUGGUCACGCGGAACACAUUCGAUCUGACUCGUCUACCUCGGACCACCGCCCUCUGCCUCCUCUUCCCGGCAUAGGCUCACCGGCCCGCGGCUCACCAGCCUUCAGCGACUCUCGGUCUUCCCCCGGCCUGUCUGCAACUGCUGAGAGAAUGGUGGGUACCCACCGCAGCUUGCCGCCGCCGCCUCCGGCAGUUGCAAGCAAAAAUGAAAUCCAGAGCAUUGGCAAUGGCAAGAUGACUCUCGAAGAGAGACUGAAGCUUAUGAUGCUCUCGGAUGAUCACAAAUCUGCCAAUGAGCAGCAGAGGGAGCGAAGACUUCGUCGUGGCGCUCAGCGUGAUAAAAUCCAGAGCCCAUCAUCCGAUACCGAGACGGCGGACUCUAGCAUGAUCUCCGCCGAUGCAGACGAGGCUGACGAUACCAUUGGAGAUAUCUCUGCUCUCGAGGACUACGAGCUGCCCACUCGUAUCACCCGCGAAUCCAUCAUGCGUCGCGUCAAUGGCGGUGGCAAUGAACAGGGAGGCGACUAUUUCUCCUCCCCCGCGCCCAGCUCUAGCCCCGAGCGACCCAGUCCUGAGCGUCGUCUGCCCCUGCCUCUCGACCCGGAUGUCCCGAUUCCUUCAACGGAGGACUCCAUUCUGGAUGACAUCUCUGAGCUUAGCGACGAGGGCAGUGUCAUUAUUCACAGAGACGAGGCUUCGGAUGCCGACACUGAGUCUAUCACAGACUUUUAUGCGCGGUCUGACAUUGACGAGAACGAUGCCGAUUCUGCCAGUCAUUACUCUGACGGACCGGCACGACAGCCCGAAGUCACGCAGGUCAACGAGGACAUCCUCACACCUUGUGCUGCUAGUCCCUUCCAGUCAUUUGACUUGGCCUCAGAGAUAAGACCUUUGGAGCUCAAGUCUGACAAGGCUUUCAGCCCACCCGAGCAAAGAGCUGAGUCUCCGGCUGGCCUCUCAGCGAGGGAGCUGACAACCGAGGCGAAGGCUGACGAGGUUGUCGAGCCUACAAGCGAGCCCCAAGAUGAGGCUCGCGUGCAGUCUCAACCCGAACCCGAGGUCGAUAGGGAACCAUCGCCGGAGAUGCAAGUUGAUGCACCCGUCGACGUCACCUCUGAGCGCAAGCACAGCCUCCCUGAACUCCGGGGUGAGGGCAGAGACAACGAAUUCUCCAAGGGUAUGCAGUCGUUCAUGCUUCCUCCACCCCCCGAGCCGUCUGCCCAAGAAGUCGAAGAACUUCAGCCACCGCCAAAGAUGACAGACUUCCAGGCUGAGAUGCAGCGGCCCACGACCCCGAAGCACCUCUCUAAACCUGAUUACGACGGCUCCGGCUGGGGCGAUCCAGAGGAUGAGGAGUAUGAAGACGAGCCCGGUACGCCCGAGUCUGUCAUUCAUCGACCCAUGUCCGAUUCUGAAUCAGAAAUCUUCGAUGAGCCUCCCUUGGAAUCUCCUGCUAUCCCCGAGAGACAGGCAACAAUCAAAGCCUCGGGAUCCAAGCUAAAGACCAGACCCUCCAACACACCCUCUGACAUCAUUGCCAUGAGGGAAGCCCGGCGCCAAGUUAGUCGCGAGGUGCCCGACAUUCCAGCCAUUCCCGAACGCCACCGCAACAGGCUCUCAAGGGAUUUGCAGGGAGAACCCACUAUCCACGAUGACGAAGAGUUCGUCGACCGCCGCUCGAGCUUCAAGAAGCGCAGCCUCACAUUGGAUCUUGACUUUGGCCUCAGCCUUGAUCAGGAUUUCGAUCGGGUCAUUGAACAACAAAAGGUUGCUUUUUCUCAACAAGUACUUGAAUCUCCUAGUAUCGCAAGUGGUAGUACCAGCAGACAAGCGUCUAAGCCGACCGCAACCACGAGCAAAGUCAUUUCAGCAGAGAAAGUGUUACAGAAUGCUAACCAGAAAAACCAGCGCGGUUACCUCAUGCGCCAAAACACCAAGGUUGUUACAGCGAGCGACAAGGAGUCUUCUGAUAUGUGGAAGACUCGAUCCGCUGGUAACUCCCCCGUCAAGACAGACCGCCCUCAGUCAUGGACCGUCGAACCCUGGAACGGUAGACCCAGGCAGAAGAGCAUCAGACGCCGCGCCAACACUAGUGGUCCUGUCCCGCCCAUGCCCGGACAGGAGAGCAACGCUCAGAUUCUGAACCCCUUGGCCGAGGAAGACCUGAACCCUGAGCUUGCAACCGAGGAAAGCGGCGAGCGCGGUCGCCUCUUUGUCAAGGUUCUUGGAGUCAAGGACCUCGACCUGCCUAUGCCCCGAACCGAGCGAACCUGGUUCAGCUUGACGCUUGACAACGGUGUUCACUGUGUCACGACAGCCUGGCUUGAGCUUGCUCGCAAUGCUCCUGUCGGUCAGGAGUUUGAGCUUGUGGUACCCAACGACCUGGAGUUCCAGCUGACCCUCAACGUGAAGCUGGAGAAGCCCGCACCUGCAAAGAAGGUGAUCGUGCAGUCUCCUACUAAGGCUAGCAAGCCCAAGACGUCUACCUUUAGCAGGGUGUUUGCGUCCCCCAAGAAGCGCAAGGAGAUGGAGAUGCGCCAGCGCGAAGAGGAGGAGCGGGUGGCCGCUGAGCAGCAAAAGGCGGCCCAGGCUAGACAGAUGAAGGUUGCGCCUACCGCUUGGGACUUGUUGUCUCCGCUUGCGGCUGAGGAUGGCAGCUUUGCUCGCUCGUAUGUGUGCCUCAAGGAGCAUGAGUCACGCUGUUACGGUCGCCCCUACGUCGUCGACGUCGCUUGCUUCAACGAGUGGGCGACUGAAGAGGCUACUUUCGCCUCGAGCGUCAAGAGCAAGCGUGGCAACACUGCUGUUGUUCGCCGUGCUCCCUACAAGAUUGGAAAGUUGGAGCUUCAGUUGCUCUUCGUGCCGCGUCCCAAGGGAUCCACCGAGGAGGACAUGCCCAAGAGCAUGAACUCCUGUAUCCGAGAGCUUAAGGCUGCUGAAGAGCGCCUUGCCAAGAACUGGGAAGGUCACCUGAGCCAGCAGGGUGGCGACUGCCCUUACUGGCGUCGAAGAUACUUCAAGCUUGUCGGCCAGAAGCUCACGGCCUACCAUGAGGCUACCCGUCAACCUCGGGCCACGAUCAACCUGGCUAAUGCCAAGAGGCUGAUUGACGACCGGCGCGCCCUGACGGAACGGGAGACGACCGGCAAGGGCGGCAGACGUCGGCGAUCAGCAUUUGCUGAGGAAGAAGAAGGAUACAUGUUCGUUGAGGAGGGCUUCCGCAUCCGCUUCAACAACGGCGAGACCAUUGACUUCUACGCCGACACUGCUGAAGACAAGCAAGGCUGGUUGUUGGCCCUUACCGACCUCAUCGGCACUCGUGGCGACGGCGAGGACGAUGUUGGUGGUUCUCGCAAGCAGGGCAAAUGGUGCGAGCUCAUUCUCAAGAGGGAGGAGGCGCUGCGACGCCGGCAAGAGGGCCGACGGGUGCACUCGCGGACGAAGAGCACAUUCAACUAA